This is a messenger RNA of Aspergillus sclerotioniger CBS 115572, 937 nucleotides long. RefSeq lists its product as uncharacterized. Bases 67 to 681 code for a protein of 204 amino acids. NCBI's taxonomy places the organism in Eukaryota, Fungi, Ascomycota, Eurotiomycetes, Eurotiales, Aspergillaceae. The transcript has a single exon. The record is from RefSeq and is a predicted model, not a curated record.
AAGAAAUCGGAACCACGCAUUAUCUGCUCGUGACGUUGACAGGGAUUGGCCUCCUUCCGCGUGUAUAUGAACCCCCUCGUAUCCCCUCACAUCCCCUCCCCUCAUCUCACACCCAUCCUUCCAUCCUCCCAUCGCUACCACCACAACCACAACUACACCCCCCAUUAUCACAACCUCAACACCACCCAUUCACCAUCUCCAAUCCACCAUAAAACCUCAACCCUCAACACCAAAAUGCCCCCCUCUCUCUCGUGGCCCAAAUCCCUCUCCCUCUCCCUCCCCACCCACACCUCAUCCCACUUCACAACCACCCUAUCAACAACCACUCUCACCCUAACAACCCUAACCAUCAUACUAUGUCCUCUCGCCUACAAAAACUACAAAACCUACCUCUCCUACGGCCCCGGCGGCGCCCCCUACAACCUCCUCGGCUGGUUCGGGGUAACUUUCCUCCUGUACCCGUUCGGACGAAACAUGACCAGCACGACCAUCUACGAGAAGAAGAUCGCCUCCGGGGAAACAGAAUCUUUUAUCUCGGAGGAUGUAGAUACGUUGUUGGGGGAGUUGAAGAGGGAGAGGGCCGUCGUGGGACCACAUUAUGUUCCGCAACGGCAGGUGGUGGAGGGGGAGUUUGCGGGGGAGGAGGUUAGGGAGGUGAGUUGUUUGUUUAUUUACCUAUAAUUUUUAUCUUGUUGGGGGUGUAGUGUUUAAGGUGGGAUGGGAAGAAAAGAGAAUAGAAGAUAUUGGCUUAUUCGGAAGAAUGGGAUAAGAUGGAAUGAGAUGAGCUAACAUACUAUUCCAUGUGGUAUAUUCAGACCCUCGUCACCUCCUUCUACGCCCUCGCAGACCGAAACCCAGAUAUAAUAAAAUGCGCCAAAUCGGAACUAGAACUCCACGCGGAUGCCAUCUUCCUCGCUACGGAAUCGCUCAUCAACCG